UCUCGAUAUACUCGCAUCAAAUUCCAACAUGAAUUUAUCCGUUUCUUUCUCCACUUAUGCUACCGUUGUCAUUCUCAUAUUUUCUGGCUCAAUCAUCUAUUCUAUUGGCAGUAGCAAUACGAGUGACUUUCAUGCCUUGCUCGAAUUCAAAGCCAAAAUAACCCAUGACCCUUUAAGCGUUAUGAGUUCAUGGAAUGACACCAUCCACUUCUGUCAAUGGCAUGGUGUCACCUGCAAUGCUAGGCAAGGGAGGGUUGCUGUGUUGAAGCUGAAUUCCCUAAACCUUGCAGGCUCUAUAUCACCUUCCAUUGGCAACUUGAGCUUUCUAAAGGAAUUAAACCUUCGAAACAAUUAUUUCAGCGAUGAAAUCCCACAAGAAAUCACCCAUUUGAAAAGUUUAGAGAAACUCUUAUUGACCAACAAUUCAAUAUGUGGGAGAACAAUUCCAAUGUGGUGAGAAUCUGACCACUAUCAUCAACUGCUCCAGUCUUAUAGGACGUUUGACCUUGGUCUUCAACGAUAGAAAGGUGAUAUCUCUAUGGAUAUUGGAAGUUGUCCAAGCUACAAUUCUCUCAAGUUUUUACAAACAAACUACAACAAACUAACAGGAAAUAUUCCUUAUUCUAUUGGGAACUUAUCAAACUUGGAUGCUUUAUCGCUAGCCGACAAUAAGUUGGUUGGAAAAGUACCUGAGACUAUAGGACAGCUGCAGAAGCUUUUUUUCUUGAGUUUUCGUACAAAUAGGCUUUCAGGUAGCAUUCCUCUCUCUUUCUUCAAUCUAUCUUCCGUUGUCACUUUAGACAUUUCUGAAAACCAAUUUGAAGGCAAUUUCCCUUCGGAUUUAAGCAUUUCUUUUCCAAGCAUAAAAUACUUUGUUGUUGCUAAUAACAGCUUCACUGGAAAAUUUCCUUCUUCAUUGUCCAAUGCCUCAAACCUAGUGGAGCUUGAAAUGCCUGUAAACAAACUUACUGGAACUGUGCCUUCUCUUGAAAAGUUGUCGAAACUCAAGUCAUUAUCCCUUACUAGAAACCAUCUAGGAACUGGUGGCGAAGCCGAUGACUUGAGCUUUCUCUACUCUUUGACCAACAUCACUUCAUUAGAACUGUUGGCCAUAAAUGAUAAUAACUUCGGAGGUAUUUUACCUGAAACUAUAAGCAAUUUUUCAACAGAGCUCAAAAUGUUGUCAGUAGCUCAAAAUCCAAAAUGUUGUUCAGUUCCCCAGAAUAGGGAAUCUUGUUAACUUGCAGCAUUUUGAUGUUUCAGUCAACCAACGCAUUUUGAUGUUUCAGUCAACCAACUUUCAGGUGUCAUUCCGUACGAUAUGGGAAGGCUUCAAAAUCUAGGGGAAUUAGGCUUUGAAAUAAACAAGUUCUGUGGGCACCUUCCACCCUCUUUAGGAAACUUAACAAAAUUAGUUAAGCUCUAUGCAAGGGCAAAUAAUUUUGUGGGUAAAAUCCCUGCAACUCUUGGAACUUUCAAAUACAUGGCUUAUUUGGACCUUUCUCAAAACAAUCUCAGCGGUUCUAUACCCCCACAGCUUCUAAGUCUCUCUUCAUUAUCAAUCCAUCUCGAUCUAUCUGAAAACAAUUUGACUGGAACCUUACCCAUGGAAGAUCUAUCUGAAAACAAUUUGACUGGAACCUUACCCAUGGAAGUUGGAAACCUAAAAAGCCUGGGCAGAUUUUCUGUUUCUGGGAACAAGUUAUCAGGAGAGAUUCCAAGCACUCUUGGCAGUUGUUCAAGUAUAGAAGCACUAGACAUGAGAGGAAACGUUUUUCAAGGGCACAUACCUGCAUCUUUGAGUAACUUAAAAGCUCUACAAUUUUUAGAUUUAUCUCAUAACAAUUUGACAGGUGAAGUUCCAGAAUUUUUGGCACGCCUUCUCUUGUUGCUAUAUUUGAACUUGUCUUACAAUAAUUUUGAGGGUGUUGUGCCUAGUAAAGGUGUCUUUAGGAAUAUGAGUGUUACUUCAAUUGAAGGAAACAAUAAAAUUUGCGGGGGCACGCCUGAACUCUAUUUGCCUACAUGUGUAACCAUACUGCCUAAGAAGAGUGGAUUGGGUCUUAGAUUGAAAUUUUUGGUUGCUAUCAUCAUAUCUACCCUUUGGGGAGUCAUAUUGGUUUUGUUUAUUCUGCCUCUUUGUGUUUCCAAGUUUAGGCAGAAAUCAUCCACUUUGAACUUCUCAGGGGAGAAAAUGUUAGAACUAUCUUAUGGCACUCUGUAUAAAGCUACUAAUAAAUUUUCUGCAGCUAAUUUGAUUGGGAUGGGUGGUUUUGGGUCUGUUUAUAAGGGAACACUUGACAUGGAAGAAAGUUUAAUAGCUAUCAAGGUGUUUAACCUUAUGGACCGUGGAGCUUUAGAAAGUUUCUUAGCAGAGUGUGAAACUUUAAGAAACAUCAGACACCGAAACCUUGUAAAGGUGCUAACUGUUUGCUCCAGUGUUGAUUAUCAUGGCAAUGAUUUUAAGGCUUUAGUUUAUCAGUUCAUGGCUAAUGGAAGUCUAGAGGAGUGGUUGCAUCCAGUUGUUGGUGCAGAUGAGAUAAAUGUAGCAUCAAGGAGCUUAAACAUUCUGCAAAGAUUAAAUAUCGCCAUUGAUGUAGCUUGUGCACUUGAUUAUCUACAUCAUCAUUGUGCAGAAAAACCAAUCAUUCAUUGUGAUCUCAAGCCAAGCAAUAUUCUUCUCGAUGAAGAAAUGAUAGGGCAAAUUUGA
Molecule: messenger RNA, 2710 nt
Organism: Jatropha curcas
Lineage: Eukaryota; Viridiplantae; Streptophyta; Magnoliopsida; Malpighiales; Euphorbiaceae
Source: RefSeq, a predicted model, not a curated record